Messenger RNA from Amphimedon queenslandica, 857 nucleotides. Its product is annotated as synaptonemal complex protein 3-like. Gene Ontology annotation, biological process: meiotic cell cycle; spermatid development. The record is from RefSeq and is a predicted model, not a curated record. NCBI's taxonomy places the organism in Eukaryota, Metazoa, Porifera, Demospongiae, Haplosclerida, Niphatidae. Bases 25 to 732 code for a protein of 235 amino acids. Gene Ontology annotation, cellular component: synaptonemal complex. The transcript has 5 exons.
GAAGAAGAAGGAGUUUUUAAGGAUAUGCCAGGAGAUUUAAGCAAAGGAAAAAUGUCUCGGAGAAGAACUAGCCUUGAAGAGAAAGAAGAAGAUGUUGAACUUACCCUUUACCAUGACAACAAAACUGCCUCUAACAGUGGGAGUACUAGUCAUGGAAAGAAAAGGAAAGGAGAGAGUGCCAUACUGGACGAGGCCAGCAGCACAUCAGAUGACGUUGAAAAGUUAUUGGUUGGCUUUGGUGCUAACUUUACAAAAACAAUUCAGAACAAAAAGAGAAAAAUAGAAACAUUCACUAAAGAAUCUUUGGAAUACAGCAAAAGGAAAAUGAAAGAAGUUAACACCAAACAAUCUGCAGACAGGCAGGUAGUGCUUAAUAGUUAUACAAAGCAGGUUGAUGUUAUCCUGGGCCAGUGGGAGGAGGAUUUGGGUAAAAUGAAAGAGGGAGAGGAGAAACUGUCUCUAGUAAUGAAACAAUUUCAAACACAGUCACGACAACAAAGACUGGCCAUGUUACAGAAAUACAAAACAAUGAAGCAACUUAAAGAUGAAUUUGCAAAGAGUAUUGAUCAGUUACAAGAAACUCAUGAUAAGCAGUUGAGUUCAAUUCAUGAUGAAAUGAAAGAGGAAAUGGCCCAACUUAGAAAGAAAGUAAUGAUGGAGUCACAGCAACACGAGAUGUCUACUGUAAAGAAUUCACUCACUAAACUACUGGCCAGUAUGGGAGAGGAAUAAAUACCAUUAAUAACCAUUAAUAACCAUUAAUAACUACCAAUAACUACUAAUGGAGUAAUACUUAGGAAGACAUCAUUAUAUUCAAUAACUGUGUUAAUCAAAUAUUCAACAAAAUUAAUAUCCUA